This is a messenger RNA of Tetrahymena thermophila SB210, 882 nucleotides long. Its product is annotated as 25 kDa calcium-binding protein. The transcript is spliced from 3 exons. Lineage: Eukaryota; Ciliophora; Oligohymenophorea; Hymenostomatida; Tetrahymenidae. Gene Ontology annotation, biological process: regulation of cytosolic calcium ion concentration. The record is from RefSeq and is a predicted model, not a curated record. Gene Ontology annotation, molecular function: calcium ion binding. Gene Ontology annotation, cellular component: neuron projection; nucleus; synapse.
AUGAAAUAAAUAAAUAAAAACUUUAAAUAGAUAUGCGUGAUUGCUUUAAUAAUUUAAUUUAAUAAAUUACGAAUUAUCUUCUUUUUAUUACUUGUUUAUUUUCAAGUAUCUCAUUCAGAACGAUUUAAAUAAAAACUUAAAUAAAAAAUUAUUUAUAAUCUUUAAAGCAAAAAAAAAUUAAUUAAAUAAAAUUCAAAAAACAACAAACAAACAAUAAAUAAAUAAAUGGCUCAAUACUCUCAAACUCUCAGAUCUUCUGGUUUCACUUCCACUGUUGGUCUCACCGAUAUUGAAGGUGCUAAGACUGUCGCUAGAAGAAUCUUCGAAAACUACGACAAGGGCAGAAAGGGCAGAAUCGAAAACACCGACUGUGUUCCCAUGAUUACUGAAGCCUACAAGUCCUUCAACUCCUUCUUUGCCCCCUCUUCUGAUGACAUCAAGGCCUACCACAGAGUCCUCGACAGAAACGGUGACGGUAUUGUUACUUACUAAGAUAUUGAAGAACUUUGCAUCAGAUACCUCACUGGUACCACUGUCUAAAGAACUAUCGUCACUGAAGAAAAGGUUAAGAAGUCCAGCAAGCCCAAAUACAACCCUGAAGUUGAAGCUAAGCUCGACGUCGCUAGAAGACUCUUCAAGAGAUACGACAAGGACGGUUCUGGUUAAUUACAAGAUGACGAAAUCGCUGGCUUAUUAAAGGACACCUAUGCUGAAAUGGGUAUGUCCAACUUCACCCCUACUAAGGAAGACGUUAAGAUCUGGUUAUAAAUGGCUGACACCAACUCUGAUGGUUCAGUCUCCCUUGAAGAAUACGAAGACCUCAUUAUCAAGUCUCUCCAAAAGGCUGGUAUUAGAGUCGAAAAGUAAUCCUUAGUUUUCUGA